AGGAUAGUACUAUCAGCUACUAAAUAAACGGGUGAGCACGUGGAAUUGUUCUAACACAGAAAUAACAAGGGUUAAAAGAAAGAUAUUGUAGGAGGUGACUCUUGUAAUAAAAGUAAAAACACAUCUAUAUAUUAAAGGAUUCUGGGAUUUUAAGUUCUAUAGCUACAGUACACCAAUGCCUGGAAUGAUGAAAAGGUCCAUGCCAAAAUCUCCAUCUCAUACACUGCUUGCCUUUUGCUUUUGGUGCAUACACCUCUUGUGUUUGGUGGAGAGAUGCAAAGCUAAAGAUGCAGCUAAUGCAACAACAGACCCAGAUGAAGAGAGGGCUCUUAAUGCCAUUUUCCAAUAUUGGGGUCUUUCUGAUACUUCUGAUGACUGGAACAUAAGUGGACACCCAUGUAGUGGGACUGCCGUCAAUUCAUCAAGAAUCAGUAACCCUGGGAUCAAAUGUGAUUGCCUAUCCAACGGUGGCGGCACCUGCCACAUAACCGUAAUGAGUGUGCAAGGGUACUCGACAGGGAGACGGCGGGUAAUUCCGGAAGAAGUCCUGAACCUGACAUACCUUACAAAUUUGACUCUGUCAGAUGGUAGAAUGGAGGGCUCCCUGCCAUCAUUUAUCGGUAAAUUUAGGCACCUGCGCCACCUGGAUAUAAGCUACAAUAACUUCAAUGGUUCGCUCCCACAUGAAAUAGGGACUUUGCCAAAUCUUGAGUACUUGGAUAUAAGUAGAGCUGGCUUCAAGGGUUUGCUCCCACCCGAGCUGGGGAAUCUGUCAAGGCUGCAACAACUGGAUAUAAGCUCCAAUGGCUUCAACGGUUUGCUCCCACCUGAGCUGGGGAAUUUGUCAAGUUUGCAAGAACUAUACAUGAGUGGCAUCGGGCUAAGUGGUGAGAUUCCUUCAACAUUUGCUAAGUUGAGAAACAUAAAGAUCUGGUGGGCAUCUGGUAGCCAGUUGACAAAGAUACCUAAUUUCAUUGGGAAUUGGAAUCUUACCGAUUUGGAUGUGUCAAAUAAUUCCAUGACGGGUCCCUUGCCAGCAUUCAUCGCCAACAUGACGAGCAUGCUUUCCUUGGAUGUCUCAGAAAAUUACAUGACGGGUCCCUUGCCAGCAUUUAUCGGCAAUUUAACGAGCUUGACCUCUCUGGAUAUAAGCUCAAACAACUUCAAUGAUUCGCUCCCACCUGAGCUGGGGAAUUUGACAAGUCUGCAAGAACUACGCAUUGAUAGCUGCGGGCUAAGCGGCCAGAUACCUUCAACAUUUGCCCGCUUGAGAAACCUGAAUACCUUGUUGGCAUCUGAUAACAACUUCACAGGAAAAAUACCUGAUUUCAUUGGGAGUUGGGCUCUCACGGAUUUGAGUAUGCAAGGCAAUGCUUUCGAGGGUCCCUUACCAUCCAGUUUUUCUAAUUUGACCUCACUGAACUAUUUGAGGCUCAGUGAUGUGUCUAAUGGGAGCUCCUCGUUGAAUUUUAUUGAGAAUAUGACAUCUUUAUGCAUCUUAGUCCUAAGAAACAAUAUGCUUUUUGGUACUAUCCCGUCCACAAUUGGAAAACAUCAAUCAUUGAAGCAUAUGGAUUUAAGCUUCAACAAUUUAAGUGGCCCAAUUCCAGAUUCUCUCUUCAAUAUGAGUGCCCUUGUUGUCCUGUUUCUUGGAAACAACAGCUUAUCCGGUACACUGCCAUCCCAAAAAAGUGAAACACUUCGUAACAUAGAUUUAUCAUACAAUCAAUUAUCAGGAAGCUUUCCACGUUGGGUUUUGGACGGAGGCCCAAACUUGAAUUUGGUGGCUAAUAGUUUCGUAGUUGAUAGUUCCAACAGCAGGGAUUUGAGCUUGAAUUGUCUUCAGCGAAGCUCUUCAUGCUAUCAAAACUCUCAAUACGAUUCUUCAUUCGCGAUCAGGUGCGGUGGACCCUCGAUGAAAAUUAACGAUACAGAGUAUGAGGGCGACAAAGAACCUCUGGGCCCAGUAUCCUAUAAGGUGGCCAGCACAGAGAAGUGGGCCGUCAGCAAUGUCGGAAAGUUUACUGAUUAUCAAUCCAGCGACACCACUUAUUCCAGAGAAAUUAAGGAUGUUCCGAAUACAGCCGACGCAUGGCUGGUCCAAUACGCAAGGAUAUCACCAGGAUCGUUGAGAUAUUAUGGUCUGGGGCUUGAAAACGGGAACUACACUGUAAAUCUGAAAUUCGCAGAGACGGAAUUUCCAGAUUCAAAAACUGGGAAGAGCGUUGGAAAGCGCGUUUUCGAUAUUUAUCUUCAGGGCAAUCUGGCAUGGAAAGACUUUGAUAUAAAAAAAGAAGCAGGUAUUGCCUUCAAAGGCAUUGAGAAGACACAGUGGGUUAUGGUAUAUGAACAUAUUCUUGAAAUUCAUCUUCUUUGGGCUGGAAAAGGGACUUGCUGUAUACCUACCCGGGGCACUUAUGGACCCGCCAUCUCGGCCAUCCAUGUUACUCCUAAUUUCAAACCGACUGUCGGGGCUCGACGAAAGAAGAACAAGAUUGCUUUGGCUGUUGAAAUUUUGGCUUCUGUUGUUCUGAGCAUUGUAUCUGUUUCUGUAUUUUUGAUUUGGAAAAGGAAUAAAAGGUUGAGUGUUGAUGAAGAUGAAGAGAUUUCAAGGAUGGGUCCCAGACCAAACACUUUCAGUUACCGAGAACUGAAGACUGCCACCAAAGACUUCAGUCCGGCAAAUAAGCUGGGACAGGGAGGAUUUGGGCCGUUAAGGUCAGGCAUUUUACUCGAUGGGCGGAUAGUGGCUGUAAAGCAACUCUCGGUAACAUCUCGCCAAGGAAAGAGUCAGUUUCUAGCGGAGAUUGCCGCUAUAUCUGCGGUCCAACAACGAAACCUGGUGAAAUUGUACGGAUGCUGCAUCAAGGGAGCUAAUCGGCUCCUUGUUUAUGAGUAUCUAGAAAACAAGAGCCUGGAUCAAGCACUCUUCGGAGAGAGUAACUUGCAUCUGGAUUGGCAUACACGCUUUGAGAUAUGCUUGGGGACAGCAAGAGGUCUUGCUUACCUUCACGAGGAAUCCAGGCCCCGCAUUGUUCAUAGGGAUGUCAAAGCCAGUAAUAUUCUGCUUGAUGCUAAUCUCAAUCCAAAGAUAUCAGAUUUUGGUUUGGCCAAGCUCUACGAUGACAAGAUGUCCCACAUCAGUACUCGUGUCGCAGGGACAGUCGGCUACAUCGCACCAGAGUACGCCAUGCGUGGGCAUCUGACGGAGAAGGCUGAUAUAUUUGGAUUCGGAGUCGUUGCUCUGGAGAUUGUAAGCGGAAGGCCAAACCCAUGUGAGAACGUGUAUCCAGAGAAUAUGUAUCUCGUCGAAUGGGCUUGGCAUCUCCAUGAAAACAACCGCAUUUUGGAACUGGUUGAUCCAACACUAUCCAACUUCGAUGCAGAAGAAGCAGCACGGAUAAUCAGCAUUGGUCUUCUAUGUAUCCAGGCAUCACCAUCGCUACGGCCGCCUAUGUCACGGGUAGUGGCCAUGCUGCAGGGAGACAUUGAAGUGAGCACCGUCACGUCAAAGCCAGGCUACUUAACUGAUUUGCCACCCAAUUAUACAACCAGCUUCAUGAGUGACGGUACUUUGACAGCAUCGACUAGUGUAACUUCCAUCAGCCAAAAGUUAUCAUCCGGGAAUGAAAGCAUCGCACCCUGAGAACCUUUGAGCUGAUGCUUCUCGAGGUUGACCGCAUCCGAUCUCUCCAUGCAUAAAUAUAUGUGCAUGUAUAUAAGACAACAUAUUUGGACCCAGGCGGUUUGGUUGUUGGUACUUGAUACAUGCUUUGCAUUUA
Molecule: messenger RNA, 3782 nt
Organism: Magnolia sinica
Lineage: Eukaryota; Viridiplantae; Streptophyta; Magnoliopsida; Magnoliales; Magnoliaceae
Product: probable LRR receptor-like serine/threonine-protein kinase At1g56130
Exons: 30
Coding region: 176-3646 (1156 amino acids)
Biological process (GO): protein phosphorylation
Molecular function (GO): protein binding; ATP binding; protein kinase activity
Source: RefSeq, a predicted model, not a curated record